AUGAGCAAGCCGCGACGGUCGACCAGCGGAGAGACGCGCCAAUACAUCGACCAUCUGGAAGCCGAGCUGUCCCGCGCUCAGGCAGAACGCGACGCGCCGUCUGUGGCCCGCGAACAGUUUGCCAAAAUACGCAUGCUCAAAAUAGAGACGAAGCGGCAACAAAAGGAACUUGCCGACUGGGACAAGAACUAUGAAGACCGCCUACAAGAAGAGGUGGACCGUCACCAUCAACUCGAACUCAGUCUGCGCUCUCGCCUGCGAAGCGUCGAGGCCGAACUGGCUACGAAGACCUUCCGCAUAUCAGAAUUGGAGUGCGCCGUCGAGAGCGCCCGACAAACCACAGAAGCAGUCGAAGCCGCAAACACCAAAUUGGAAAAGCGGUUGGAGAUCAUGUCCGGGCUACUCGCAGAAUCUCCCACAAAGUUGGAGCUGCACAUUGAUGCGUCUGGUCACACGCGAAACAAGUCGGUGCUUCCCCGCCUGCCUGCAGUCGGGCCAAUGAUGUCGCCCGAGAGACCGUCGUUCUCAUUGCCUGCCAAACCCGACAUUCAGCCUGGCCCUCCUUCGCCAUACCGCCGAAGCACUCCCACAAAGCUCGGGCUGCACAUCAAUGCAUUUGCCCACACGCGUCACGGAAGAAACAAAUCCGUGCUCCCCCGCCUGCCUGCAGUCGGAACAAUGAUGUCGCACAAGAGGCCAUCGUUCGCAUCGUCUGCCAACUCCGGCAUUCAGCCUUGCUCUCCCUCGCCAUACCGGCGAAGCACCCCCACAAAGCUCGGGCUGCCCAUUGAUCACAAUUGCGAUGAGUCGGACGAUGACAUGCACCCAAUGCCGUUCCCGCCGAUACCAAAGAACCCAUCUAGACGGAUGCGCCGCUUUGUUGGUGGAAACUUGGCACUCAAGCCACUGAUAUUGCCAUCUACUUCGUAUCACCAACCGGCUCAGAAUGACGGUACAUCUGAUGUUCAUUCAAACAUGGAGGCGGGCGCUUUGAGCGACGACCCUACGACACCCAGGCAGGCACACUCGAAUGAAGCGGCCAUGGACGAACAUCACAGCGACGAUGAACUGCUCGACCGUUUCGUUGAAAUGGCCCGGCACCACCCGGUGAAAACCUAUGAGAUGCGAACACCGAGCACAGGCAGGUCAGAAAUGCMCGACGUCUCGAGCGAGGUCUCUUGCACCUACUCGCGCAACUUCUCUUCUUUGGGCUCGAUGGAACUUUUCUCCGGCCCCACACUGCUGGAGGAGCUCGGCGCACUUAACUCGUCUGCUUUCGAAUACUCCUCCGUUUUCGAUUCGGACGCUGAGUCGCAGACAUGUGCAGACGGCAGCCAGGGACACAACCCGAGUCCACCACCGCGAGACAGAGCAUUGAGCAUCUCACCUACUCCUGCACUCCUGGCAAACACAAGCCUCGUCUCAAAUGCGUCUACCUUGGUGUCUACUGCAUCUAUUCCUGGCACCAUUCUCCGAGCCUACUCCCCGCACUCCCUCUCCACAAUUGAUAGUGUGGGAUCAUACUUCAGCAACCUCGUUCGCUCGCCCAUUGUACCGGCUAGGCAUCUAGUUGAGACGGCACAGACUCGUGCUCGACUCCCACGGCCUUUCUUCUCAAUCCAAUGGUGGCUCGUCGGUCUCCUCAUUGGGCCAAUGGCGAAGCGUGAACUCCUACGCACCAAAGAACUCUCGCAAUCUUCUUGCGAUCGAGACACUGGACGUACCUCCAACGAACUCUCGCAAUCCUCCUGCGAUCGAGACACUGGACUCAGCGCCAACGAACUCUCGCAAUCCUCCUGCGAUCGAGACACUGGACUCAGCGCCAACGAACUCUCGCAAUCCUCCUGCGAUCGRGACACUGGACUAAGCGCCAACGAACUCUCGCAAUCUUCCGCUUCCAAGAGCGUGGCUAAGCGCUGCCCUCACUACAAGAGUACCAAACGGUUCAAGCACUCUCCGUGGUUGUGGCUGAAGUUUUCAUUCACACUGGCUGUUGCUGUUGGGGUUGCUUUCAAGGAAGGACCUGGAAGCUUGUUGAAGGAGGUGCUUUGCGCCUGUGGAAAGAAUUGA
Molecule: messenger RNA, 2070 nt
Organism: Ramularia collo-cygni
Lineage: Eukaryota; Fungi; Ascomycota; Dothideomycetes; Mycosphaerellales; Mycosphaerellaceae
Exons: 1
Coding region: 1-2070 (689 amino acids)
Source: RefSeq, a predicted model, not a curated record